This is a messenger RNA of Thalassophryne amazonica, 2609 nucleotides long. RefSeq names its product protocadherin alpha-3-like. Gene Ontology annotation, cellular component: plasma membrane. The record is from RefSeq and is a predicted model, not a curated record. The transcript has a single exon. Lineage: Eukaryota; Metazoa; Chordata; Actinopteri; Batrachoidiformes; Batrachoididae. Gene Ontology annotation, molecular function: calcium ion binding. The coding region runs from base 204 to 2609 and encodes 801 amino acids. Gene Ontology annotation, biological process: homophilic cell-cell adhesion.
UGCAACUGAAGAUAGUCACCAUGAGGUGGCAGUGUAGACCGUCACUUUAAUACGUGUCUGGAGUCCAGAACCCCUCCUAGGGGCAGAUCGCAAGGCUUUGGAACAAAGAGACCUCAGUCGACAGCACAUUCAGUGCGCCAGCUGUGGAAACACGAUGAAACACGGCGCCUUUUUCUGCAUUACUUAAAAGAGGAAUAACCUGCAUGCUUUCGGUGGACAGAACUAUGCCUUUUUCGAGUGUCACAUGGAUCUACUUAACACUGACGCUGCUGGAUUGUUGCUUGGAUGCUGCGUCUGCUCAGCUCGCAUAUUCCAUCUCAGAGGAGGCAAACCCCGGCACAUUUGUUGGAAAUAUUGCAAAGGAUCUCAAUUUUAAAGUCCACGAGCUGGAAUCCCGCCUAUUUAAGAUUGUUGCUGGAUCAAGGAAAGCAUAUUUUGAGGUAAACACAAAGACGGGUGCGCUCCACGUUACCGAGAGAAUAGACAGAGAGGAGCUGUGCGGAAAAGCUGCAAAAUGCGCCGUAAAUAUGGAGGCUGUGAUAAACGAGCCGCUGACGCUGUAUCGGAUAGAGAUUAACAUUCUUGACAUUAAUGAUAAUUUUCCAUAUUUCAAUGAAAAAUCACAGAGCAUAGACAUUGCUGAGAGCACGCUGCCUGGAAUUAGGUUCCCCCUGCUGCAAGCUUACGAUGCAGAUAUAGGAAAGAAUGGCAUCAGUGCGUAUAAAUUGAGCUCAAAUGAACAUUUUUCCUUAGCUGUAAGCAAAGACGGGGAGAGCAUUUCCACCGAGCUCGUGUUACAAAAAGCGUUAGACAGAGAAAAGGAGCCUCUCAUCGAGCUGAUUUUAACAGCGUUAGACGAUGGAAGCCCACCGAAGUCUGGAAUAUCACAAAUUCUAAUAAACGUUUUGGAUAAUAAUGAUAACACACCAGUAUUUUCAAAGCCACUAUACAAAGCUCGAUUAUUUGAAAAUGCGCCUAUAGGAACCACUGUAUUGACUUUAAAUGCGUCCGACGCGGAUGAAGGCGCAAACAAAGAGAUCACAUACACACUGAGCACAAAAGAACAGGAUGACGUGCUGCAGAUGUUUCACUUGGAUCCAAACACAGGCACACUGACAGUUAAAGGGAACGUGGACUUUGAAAAACAUCAUGCGUUUGAGAUUCGUGCACAAGCCAGCGACAAAGGCCAACCUCCGAUGUCCACGCACUGUAAAGUGCUCGUAGAAGUUGUGGAUGUGAACGACAACUCACCUGAAAUCACAGUGACGUCACUGCUGAAUACAGUAAAGGAGGACGCGAAAGUGGGAACUGUUGUUGCGCUUGUGUCCGUGUUGGAUAAGGAUGGAGGGGAAAAUGGAGAAGUCCGCUGCGUAAUAGAAGGUGUCGCUCCCUUUAAACUGGAAACGACCUAUAAGAAUUAUUACUCGUUUGUAGUUGAUGGGACAUUAGACAGAGAGAGUGUCUCUGCUUAUAACGUCACCAUAACAGCGACAGACGGAGGAAUCCCCCCUCUGUCUACCACAAAUAUAAUUACUGUGCACGUUUCUGACGUUAAUGAUAACGCACCUCGUUUCUUGUCGCCACACGUGAAUAUUUACGUGAAGGAAAAUGGUGCCGUAGGAGCCGUACUGCAAACAGUGUCCGCAUUUGACAAUGACAUGAAUGAAAAUGGGCAAGUGAGUUACAGUGUUUCAGAUAAGGUCGAUAAUGCUUUCCCGCUUUAUUCAAUGAUAAACAUUAAUUCUGAGACUGGAGACAUAAUUGGUUUGCAGUCUUUUAACUAUGAGGAGAUAAAAACUUUCCAGUUUAAAGUUCAGGCCACAGACUCUGGUGUUCCUCCACUCAGCAGCAACGUGACUGUGAACGUUUUUAUCCUGGAUGAGAAUGAUAAUAAUCCCUCCAUUCUUGCUCCCUAUUCCGAGCACGGCUCUGUGAACAGUGAGAACAUUCCCUAUUCUGCAGAAGCUGGAUACUUUGUGGCAAAGAUCAGGGCUGUAGAUGCAGAUUCUGGGUACAAUGCACUGCUUUCUUAUCACCUAUCUGAGCCCAAAGGAAACAACCUGUUCCGGAUCGGAACCAGCAGUGGAGAAAUCAGAACUAAGAGGAGAAUGAGUGACAAUGACCUGAAAAGUCACCCGUUGGUGGUGUUGGUUUGUGAUCAUGGAGAACCCUCUCUGUCAGCUACUGUGUCUAUUGAUGUAGUGGUGGUUGAAAGGACAGCAGACAUCCAGACUCAGUUCAGACAUGUGCCGAUAAAGGAGGACAGCUUCUCUGUUUUAAACCUCUAUCUGCUGAUCGCUAUUGUGUCGGUGUCAGUGAUCUUUCUGUUGAGCCUCAUCAGUUUAAUAGCUGUCAAAUGCCACAGGACAGAUGGCAGUUUCAGCAGGUACAGCGCCCCAAUGAUCACCACCCACCCUGAUGGGAGCUGGUCUUACUCUAAAUCUACUCAGCAGUAUGACGUGUGUUUCAGCUCAGACACACUGAAGAGCGAUGUUGUGGUUUUUCCCACACCGUUUCCACCUGUAGAUGCAGAACUGAUUAGUAUAAAUGGAAGUGACACGUUUACCAGGACUCAGACUUUACCCAGCAAGGACAAGGUAAGAAUGUAA